This is a messenger RNA of Exophiala mesophila, 1851 nucleotides long. RefSeq lists its product as uncharacterized. Gene Ontology annotation, cellular component: nucleus. The coding region runs from base 256 to 1566 and encodes 436 amino acids. The record is from RefSeq and is a predicted model, not a curated record. NCBI's taxonomy places the organism in Eukaryota, Fungi, Ascomycota, Eurotiomycetes, Chaetothyriales, Herpotrichiellaceae. Gene Ontology annotation, biological process: RNA processing. The transcript is spliced from 3 exons. Gene Ontology annotation, molecular function: mRNA binding.
CAUGAAUGUGAUUUAAUUUCUACAACUCUGCACUUCCAACACCAGGCGUAUUUUACCUUGGGCGACCCUCUACCUGAAUAUCUGAGCUCUCACCCACUUCUUUCUCAUCAGUUCCUACAAGCCGCUUCCUUCCCUGCACCUCUGUGCCGUCUUGCCAGCCUCUCUCAAACAUCCCCGCACGAGACACCGCGACUCUCGCUCUGUCCAACUUGAUAUUAUUACAUCCACCACCAUCGCAGCCCAUUCUACGUAAUCAUGUCUGCCGAGGAGGUUGUGUCCGAGGCACUCCAGACCCCGGUCGACCAGAAUGCUCAAUCUGCUGAAGACGCCCAGAAGUUACUCGCCGAACUCCAGAAUGAGACUCCUGCAAGCAACGGCGCUGAACCGGAGUCUGCAGUGACAACGGAAGCCAAAGAGCAACCAGAAGAGACUGUUCAAGCCGAAACCAAGUCAGACAACCGCAAUGGCCAUUCAGAGCGUCGACACGAUGACCGAGAACGACGUAACAACCGCGGAGACUUCAAAGGCCGGGGACGUGGUCGAGGUGAUCGCAGCGGUGGUAAAAGCUAUCGCGAAAACAUCAAGUCCGAUGUCACUACCCAGGCGGAGAGUUCAGAUCCUGUUGCCAUCCGCAAGCAGGUCCACUUUUACUUCUCAGACUCAAACCUUCCCACCGACAACUUCCUCUGGAACGCAACAGGUGGCCCUGCCAACAAACCAGUGGAAAUCAAAACCCUCCACGACUUCAAGCGCAUGCGCCAUUUUCAACCCUUCUCCGCCAUCGUCGAUGCUUUGCGAGAGUCGACCUUCCUCGAACUCACCGAUGACGAUACCAAGGUUCGACGGAAGACCCCAUACGAAGCCAAAACGGAAGAAGGCCCGGUUCAGGCUCGAAGCAUCUAUGCCAAAGGUUUUGGUGACGAAGGCCCCAAUUCCCAGUUCGACAUCGAAGCUUUCUUUGCUAAAUUCGGACCUACCAAUGCUGUUCGUUUACGUCGUUCCGACCAGAAGCUCUUCAAAGGCAGCGUUUUUGUCGAAUUUGAGACCGAAGAAGUCGCCAAAUCCUUCCUCGCUCUUGACCCCAAGCCCACAUACCAAGGAAAGGAAUUGCAGAUCAUGAGCAAGAAAGAGUAUUGUGACAAGAAAGUGGAAGACAUCAAUGCUGGCAGACUCAGACCCAGCGGAGGCAGGUUCGAGAAGAGCAGAGGCGAUUACAAGGGAGGUAACAAGCGCAAGCAUGAUGAUGGGGAUAGCCGUGACUGGAGAACUCGCCGGGACGAAGACCGCAAGCGGGAUUUCAAAGGAGGUAGAGGUCGCAACAAUGGUCACGGCGGUGGUCGAUCCCGUGGCACCGAUGUGGAUGACCGGGGCAUUCCUACUGUCAAGGGCUCCUUGCCAAAAGACAGUGGUAAGGAAGAUGCCAUUGCCAAGGCCAAAGCUGCGGUUCAGGCCGAAUUGAAGAAAGAGUCCGAUGAAAGCAAGAAGCGUCCUCGUGAGGACGAUGGCGAGGCCGAGCGAGAUGCCAAAAAGGUUGAUACCAAGUCCGAGGUUGAGGCUACCUCAUAGCCUGGUGGUCAAAGACUCGUCUAGCUCGCAAGGAAAAUGUUGAAGGCCUUGGAGGCUAUUUUUUCGACCACGUCGGAUCAUCACAGUGCCGGGUCAAGUUCGAACUUGUCCCAAGAAUGUGUUCCGGAGAAGCCACACAUGUUUUCAAGAGUCGCAUAGCGAUCCAAAAGGCGUAUGAGGGGAUUUAGGAAUGCUAGAGUUCCGGUUUGGGUGGAAAUAUUGUGGCUCAUGUGCUCUAGCAAUAGGCAUUAGAUCCGGGUCAUCAAAUAAAUGCGCUCUCUAAUG